AUGGCGGCAGAGUCACCAACCUCCCAUUUCACCGCCGAGAUGCUUGUGACGUUGGAGAUGUUCAAGGAUUCGCCGUGGGAGGAACCGGUCCCCGUUAGUCCCUUCUGGGAUAGGAUCUACGCCCUUCAGGAUGAGUUGAAUCUCCCCGAGGCGGAACAGACUGUUCGGAUGCUGGUGGACAAGACACCAUACAAAUUGAAUCCAGUACCAGCGCAUAUGCUAGCAGAGCACCUGGUAAAUGUUGGCGAGUACGAAGAGGCAGAACGGAUUGAGAGACCGAUCCGCGCAUGGAUGGCUGCCUGGUUGUAUUUGGGGCUGUCCUCCCCACAGGCGCUCAACGCCCGUCGGCUUAUCGCACAAGCCUUGUGGGGACAGGGACCGUCGAGGCGCUCUGAAGCCGAGGAUCUAAUAGCCGAGAUUUAUUGGAUUGUUGAGGAGAUGGGGGAAGGGCACUUUGCGGUUUACCAGGCGGAAGAGAGAAGGCUGAACCAGGUGAUGAUGGCCACUCUCCGAUGA
Aspergillus vadensis CBS 113365 is the source of this 516-nucleotide messenger RNA. RefSeq lists its product as uncharacterized. The record is from RefSeq and is a predicted model, not a curated record. NCBI's taxonomy places the organism in Eukaryota, Fungi, Ascomycota, Eurotiomycetes, Eurotiales, Aspergillaceae. The transcript is spliced from 2 exons. Bases 1 to 516 code for a protein of 171 amino acids.